GAUCUCUCCUCAUCGCUCAUCCCUCAUCGUCCGCGAGAUCCAAUGCUGCAGUUACGAGCCUUCACCGCGACUCGCACUUUUUCGCAGAGCACGACUAUACUCCGCGCUGCGCCUUUGAGGGCCGUUUCCGUGCCGGGUGUUCUAUCCAAGCUCCCAAGGCUGUAUCCUGCAAGUCUGCGUCCUGUAUCCAAGCCAUUUCAGUUGCACUCGAUCGCCCCCCUCUCCACGAUUACGGAGACAGCGACCGACUCUAGCAAGAAACUCAAAGAAUGGACACCUGAGCUCGACAUCAAACUCAUGAACUAUCGCCCCUGGACCAAUUGGGACGACAUAAGCAACUCACUUGGCUUUUCUGUCGAUGAAUGCAAGGCCCGACUCAAGACAGCCCAUUUGCAGGAUGAGCGCCUGAAGAACUGGUCCAUGACACUUGAGGCCUCGACUGAGCAUGAAAAGUCAGUGCCAGAGCUGGUGCGUCUGAUGGGGCAGGGCAAGACAUGGUCCGAGAUCGCAGGGAUCAUGCAUACGGAGGAGGAAUUCUGUCGGGCUCAGUGGGCAAAGUUGGGCGUAAUUUAUUCCAUGGAGCACCCAAAAACGCUUUUAAGUACAAAGUUGAUGAGGGCGCUCGAGGAUAGGAGAUUCAAGCUGAGCAGGCAUAAAGCGCAAGAGGGGAGUGAGAGACCGACAACGGACGACGGGAAAUCUCUAACGGGUGUAGAGCUGUACGACUGGGACAAAAUAUCCAGGGAGGUCUUCCGUUCCAGGUUCAGUCCAGAACAUCUGCGCUAUCGCUUUAUCACCCUCGUCCGAGAAAGGUUCAGAUGGACCGCGGAGGACAGGGAUGCACUCUAUAAUUUCAUAGAGCGAUCAUUGUCAGCGCGGUCAAGGACGAAACUGGUGAAUGGUGAGCCCGACUGGCACAAAGCCUCCCAAAAGAUCGUUCAGGGCCGCCAUUCGCCUUACGAUUGCCGUGCACUGUGGGGAGUUUUCCAGAGAGAGGAUCGGGAUCGGUCCAAAAUACAACGACAAUAUCCACCCUGGACUGCAUCCGAGAUCCUGGAGUUCUGGAAAGCAUGGAGGACGCAUGGAGAUAACUGGACCGCCAUCGCCAAUAGUAUCAGCAGCGGCCCCCAACCUCGUACACCAAGUAACUGCCAAUGGGACUUCUACUUUGUUAUUGAAAAAGCCCAGGAGCUGCAGGCCGGCCAAGGAACCGACGAAGAUUCGUUCUCUCAAGUGUUUGCCAAGCCUUGUCUACGUCCGCGAUUUUCAUGGACUUCUGAGCAGGCCUCUGAGCUCCACCGAAUUGUUCAGGAAGAAAUCGACCUUGACAAACAGCGUCAGAUAGGGGAAGGCCAUAGCGAUUCGACCCGCGCACCCAAGAUCCGGUGGGUAGUUGUUGCACAGAAACUUGAUAUCGGCGCUAGUGGCGAACAAUGCAGGUAUUUCUGGCUGAAAGAGACUCUUGAUGCUCAUGGAUAUGAUCCUGCUUUUCGCCGAGCUACUACAUUUCAGGGACAUGAUGGGGAGCGACUGAUGGAGUUGGUGCAGCAAUAUCGACCUAGCGGGAAGGCAGAAUGGAUGCGUUUUCAGCAGAAGCACUUCCCCAUGUACUCCUUGCAUUUCGUGCAGCAUGAAUAUGGUCGCUUGUCAUUGAAGGAAAUGGCCGAAUCUAAAACCGUGGGCCGACAGCUGGAAGAGCAGGUCCUCAAGCAUGGCGAGCACUCCUGGAAGCAGGUUGCAAAUUAUAUGUCCGCCAAUGGGAACUAUCGCACGAGACAACAAUGUCAAAAGGCAUGGGCUGUCAGGCGGGGUACGACAACCGUCCAGUGGAGCCCUGAAGAGCUAGACAAGUUGACGAAUGCUGUGGAUGAUAUUCAGCAGAAGCGACUCAAGGACAGCGUACGGGACAAUAUAAGCUCCGAGGACGAUGCCUCGCUUCCCAAGCUCGCGAUCGAAGACUGGAUCACAAUUGGACAGCUCUUUCCAUCGAAAACCUCAGUUCAGUGCCGAUCCAAGUGGACCGAGAUCGAGAUGAAAGGGGAUACUGUUGCGGAUGUUUGGGACAAGGACAGCAACCUCGACAAUCUCCGCAAAGGCCCAGGAGUAGAGAUACUAUCCUCUUCAACCAAUAAUGACCUUCCCCAGUCUGUUUGGAGAACAAUGCGAUGGACCCCAGAGAGAUUUGCGGUAUUGAGAACGGCGGUUGAGAAAUACGGUGGAAACGAGGUUGUCUUUGAGCAAGUCGCCCAGCGUUUGGGCACGACGAGCUUCGCCUGCUGGAGUCAAUGGUCUGACUGGCGUACUGGCAGGAAGGAGCCACCCAAGAACUUUCUGUGGAACGAACAGUACGACAAGAUUCUGCUCGACACUGUCGCGGAGCACAAGAAGCAGGGCCUGACACUCAAAGAAGCGUUCGGCAAAGUGGCAAAGCAGCUGGAUGGUGCUAAGAAAAACUCGCCGCGUAGUCGAUGGCAACACUUGAUGGAGGUGAAAAAAGAACAAGAGGCACUGAACGGCUAGAGCAUAAUAUUUACUACUAAAUAAAAAAAGAAACAAGAAUAAAAAUAAAAAAAAAAUCUUUUCU
Molecule: messenger RNA, 2584 nt
Organism: Gamsiella multidivaricata
Lineage: Eukaryota; Fungi; Mortierellomycota; Mortierellomycetes; Mortierellales; Mortierellaceae
Exons: 2
Coding region: 43-2520 (825 amino acids)
Biological process (GO): regulation of DNA-templated transcription
Cellular component (GO): nucleus
Molecular function (GO): DNA-binding transcription factor activity, RNA polymerase II-specific; RNA polymerase II cis-regulatory region sequence-specific DNA binding
Source: RefSeq, a predicted model, not a curated record